AUGAAUGGGCCCCUUCCUUGCCACAGCUCCACCUUCCGCAGCAAGAACGUCGCUCUCCUGCUGCUUCUCUCUCUCUCACUGGAGCAGACGUUUGCAUCGCUACACAAGAAAGUCAAACAGAAAUUGGGAGUGUGCCCCAGAGAGAGGGCCAUCUGUAAGACUAAGGGCCCAAACAUGUGCAAAGACGAUUUCUCCUGUAUUGAAUUCCUGAAGUGCUGCUCUUUCGGCUGUGGGAAGAAGUGCAUGGAUCCGUACCAAGAACCCUGCAUGGCAUCCUUAGAUCCAGGACACUGUGGGGAACUGAGGAACCGCUGGUAUUAUGACUUAAAAAUUAAUUUAUGCAAACCCUUUAAGUAUGGAGGUUGCGCUGGGAAUGCCAACAAUUUCCUCAGCAAGGAAGACUGCAAGAAGGCUUGCUCACUAACUGACGAUAGAGGACAAUGUCCACUCUUCCCUUCCAAGAGUCGUAUGGAAUGCUUGUCUUCAUGUCUGAGUGACCAUGAUUGCCCUGACGGGGAAAAAUGUUGUGAUUCCAUGUGUGGCUUUGUUUGUACUAAAGCCUGGACAGGUUCCCAAGAGUCCCCAAAUUUGUCUCAAACUAUGAUCAAGUAUUUCAAGGUCAAGUGUCUUGUUUUAUCCCAUAAAGUCAAAACAGGUUCCUGCCCACAAAAGCCCCAGACCUGUCCAAAGAUUGGUAAACCCAGGUGCACGGAUGAUCACGACUGCCAGUUGGGAGAGAAGUGCUGCUCACUUUGUGGACUGAAGUGCGUGGAACCUGAAAACUAG
This is a messenger RNA of Miniopterus natalensis, 786 nucleotides long. Lineage: Eukaryota; Metazoa; Chordata; Mammalia; Chiroptera; Miniopteridae. The record is from RefSeq and is a predicted model, not a curated record.